CGGACUCCCGUGGCGGGCAGGACCAACAAAAUAAAGAAAAUGGAGAAGAUGAAGAAGGCAACACAUGCAGCAAAUCUGGACAAAUUGGUGGAAGACUUUGCCCUUUUGGAACAGAAAAUAUGCGAAAUUCAGGGGAGAAACAGUCUUUUGGAAAUUCAGCUGGAGGAAGCAAAUCGUUUGGUGAAACUGACACAAACUAAAGAAAACUGUUUGAAAGAAGAAUGUGUUGUGUUGCAUAGAAUGAUGGAGGAACUGCAGGGCACCAUUCAAAAUCAAUAUGAUGUGAGAGAUGAAAAUGAAAACUUGAAAAGAAGGAUCAGGGUUCUGGAAGAGAAGUUAAAAAUGGUUGAACAGGAGGAAAAACGACAUGUGGAGAGGUUGCUGUUACAGGUGAAAACAAGGGAGCAGGAGCAAGAGGCAGAGCGUGCUGAGAUUCAGCAAAACUUGAACAGGCAAUUUGAAAUAAAGGAGGCAGAACUCAACAGAAUUAUUGACAAAAAGGAAACAGAGAUUCAGCUACUGAACAGACAGAUAUGUUCUCAAGAGAGGGAAAAGCAAAGGGAGAUUAUCAAGUUGCAAAUGGAGUUUAACACCAAGCUCGUGAAGAUCCAAAGCACCUCAUUGAAGUCACCACAUCAUGAUUUGUCUGGUUUGCCUCACAACAUCUUCAAGAGGAAGUUACAGCAUUUACAAGAGGAAAAAAACCAAGAGAUUGCAGCGCUUCGCCGGACCAUUCGAGAGCUCGAACAGCAGCGAGAUUGCAAUCACACCUUGCAGCUGAAACGCAGGAAGUUUUAGUAUAAAUUUACUUUGAGGCAGAGUCUUGUGAGACAUGAGGUGUGGAUUGAAGCUGGUGUUGAGGUCCUCUCUCUGAGCUGCACUUGGCCUUACUAAGAGCUUUGCUGUUGUGGAGAAAUUCAUUUCUGGUCCUUAACACUAAACACACAGUUAUAUGAGGGGAUCAUUUGCUGGUUGUACCCACCUCUUGCUCACUCAGUUCUAGCGAGGGCAAUGGGACUGAUAUGGGAAUAUUGAGUAUGCUUGAUGCUAUUACUCUCACAAUGCUGGGAACCAGAAAUGACUUCCUCCCAGAGUGUGUUUGGCCACAUAUUUCAACUCGUAAGGUUGAGUUCUUUCAUUCAUUGUUCAAGCGAGUUUAAAUAAAUGUUACAAUUGUGAUUAAGCAUUUGUAAUGAAAUUUAGAUUGUGGAACCAGAUGGAGACGGUAUUAAAGGGCAGAAUUAUAACAUUGUAGACUGCAAGAUACAGACAGGUUGGCAGAAUAAACACACUUAGCAGAUGGAAUUUCACAGAGCGAGUGGGAAGUGGCACAAUUGGGCUGAAGGAGUGAGAAACAAUAUAGCAAGAUAGUUUAUUUCUGAAGGACAUGCAGGAACGGAGGGACGUCUUGUUCAACGUCAGUAAAACUAAAGAGCUGAUUGUUGACUUCAGGAAGGGGGAAGGAGGGUGAACAUGCGCCAGCCUACGUUGAGGGAUUGGCGGUGGAGAGAGUCAACAGCUUUA
Messenger RNA from Pristis pectinata (smalltooth sawfish), 1524 nucleotides. Its product is annotated as coiled-coil domain-containing protein 152-like. Lineage: Eukaryota; Metazoa; Chordata; Chondrichthyes; Rhinopristiformes; Pristidae. The coding region runs from base 40 to 798 and encodes 252 amino acids. The transcript is spliced from 9 exons. The record is from RefSeq and is a predicted model, not a curated record.